This is a messenger RNA of Knipowitschia caucasica, 255 nucleotides long. Lineage: Eukaryota; Metazoa; Chordata; Actinopteri; Gobiiformes; Gobiidae. The record is from the annotation of a GenBank genome assembly.
AUGGGAUUUGGGGCGUACGGAGUGGCCUUUCGACUGGCCGAUCCCACUGUGAGUGGACCUGGGGCUGCUACGUCUGGUACUGCAGAGGAGGGCUGCUAUGGGGGAACACCUGGGAUCUGGUCCUAUUAUGAGACGUGCCUCUACACGCAGGGAGGAGACCUGGAGUGGAUUUCAGAUCAGAGCGUUCCUUACGCAGUCACAGAUGGACAUUGGGUUGCAGUAUCGAUGCUAAGGUGUGUGGUAAAUACAACCUAA